Bacidia gigantensis is the source of this 2391-nucleotide messenger RNA. RefSeq lists its product as uncharacterized. The coding region runs from base 1 to 2391 and encodes 796 amino acids. The record is from RefSeq and is a predicted model, not a curated record. The transcript has 4 exons. NCBI's taxonomy places the organism in Eukaryota, Fungi, Ascomycota, Lecanoromycetes, Lecanorales, Ramalinaceae. Gene Ontology annotation, molecular function: protein binding.
AUGUCUUCAGGUGUGAUGAGAUUUCUGCAGAUAGAAUGGCACAAGCAUGAACGGGAACGGAAUGCUUGGGAAAUAGAAAGGGCGGAAAUGAAAGCACGAAUAGGGAAGCUUGAAGGGGACCUCAGAACCAAUAAAAAGCUUCGCGAGUCCAUGGACAAGCAUAUUCGGAUGCUUGAGAAUGCGCUGAAGAAAAGUCGAGAAAAGACUGCGAAACCACAGGAGCAGGAGAAUGGCAGGACCGAUGGCUUAGAGGCAAAGGGCAGCGCAAAGUCAAGCCCAAGUCGUAAAUCACACAACUCCAAGUCACCAGUCCGCCUCCUUAGCCCAGAGGGUGAAGAUCUUGCAUCACAAGGCUUGAAGCAUGAAGCGGAACGAGAAAGAUCUAGGGUCUACAUGGGGAAAUGUAUCGAGGAAUUCGCCUAUCAUGUUUUUUCCACUACAGGUUCACAUCAACAAUAUGUCGAGGAGGAGCAAUUACUGCAGAACAAUCAAUUCCCGAAUCACCAACAAAGUCAUGAUGUUUCGCUUGAAGACGUGUAUGCGCAGCAACGACAAAAGCAACACAGCAAUGUCGGAUCUCUCGGCCCUUCACCUUUACCAAAUCACCAACCUCCACCUGUACCCAAAGUCAAUGACGUACCACCUUUAUCACGGAGCUCACAUCUAUCAAGGGGCUCACAACAAGCUCCCGAGGAACCACCAUUUAUGUCCAGGAAUCCACCUAACCGACCACAGCAGGAAAGGGGAUCGUUUGUGAUAGAGAGACCAAGCCAAAUGAAGUCUAGUGGUGAUGCACAAGCAGAUGAGGGAGAGAAGGCCUACAAUAACUAUGGACGGCAAUCUCGAGAUGAGGAAUCUACUCGUAUCCAUAGUGAGCCACAUAUAGCAGAGACCGAUGGUUGGAACUUCGAUGACGCUUCAGAACGACUCUUGAAUGAACAAGAACCUUCUCCUCACCCCCAAUCCCUUCGACCUGACACAGAUGCUUUCCCGAACGCUACGAACAUAGCCAUGAAGUCACCAGGGCGAGGCCCAGAUUCGCAUCGAAGAAAGACGUCCUUGACGCGAAGGAGGCAGAGUGAUGGGUCUCAUGAGCUCAGGGAGAUCUCAACCUCGCACACAGGAAGCUUGAGAGGCGAUCCUGGCCAGUUCAAAGUACGAUUCGCCCUGCGAGGACAUCUUGAUGUCGUCCGCUCUAUCAUCUUUACAGGAGGUGGCAGCCCUUCUGCACCUGAAUUAUGUACAGCAGGAGAUGAUGGUGUUGUCAAGAGAUGGAUAGCAGGAAGUACUACGCCUAAAGGAGAUGAUCUAGACCUCAAAUGCGAUCAAACGCACCGAGGUCAUACUGGUGCGGUGCUCUGUCUUGCUGCAUCGCCAGUCUAUCAACCCUUCUCGAAUGGCGGUCGUGCCCAAGGCGACGGCUGGGUCUUCUCUGGUGGUCAAGAUGCUACAGUCCGUGUUUGGGAACGAGGGAGAGUAGAUCCAAAAGCCACUCUCGAUGGUCAUACGGACGCAGUCUGGACUAUGUGUGUAUUACCAGGCACAUCUGGCUCCAUACUAGGUAGCGAUCAAGCAGCCCAUCACGGCGGCAUGGACAGGACUAUCAUAGCAUCUGGUGCUGCAGAUGGCACGAUUCUCGUCUGGGCCGUCAGUUCACCACCUACCGUCGCCUCACCUCAUACUGGAUCACGAAGAGGCACAGGCGGAAGUCGUCGAGCAAACUCAGUCUCUUCUGGAUCCAACUUCCCUUCAUCACCUCAACCUAACGCCUCCACCGCAUCAAAACCCUUUCACUACUCUCUCGUCCACAGAAUAGAACCCCGAAUCGACAACCCUGCUCCGACCUGUAUAUGUCCCCUCUCACCAACUGGCGAAACCUUCGUCGCCUCAUUCACUGAUGCUGCCGUCCUUGUCUACGACACCAGAACAGGAGAAGAGAUCGUUGGGAUGGCAAGCCAGGAGUCAUAUACUGGUACUUCUGCAUCGGGCGUCAACGCUAUCGCUGCCACGACUACAAUGGGCAUGGACUCGCACGAAAGGUCCGAGGACAAGAGCGUGCCGCCUGGUCCGACAGGGAGCAGUAGCAAUGGCGCUGAGGGCACAAUCAUCAGUGGUCAUGAAGACCGAUACAUCAGCUUCUUUGACGCUAACAGCGGCCAAUGCACCUACACAAUGCUAGCGCACCCCUCCCCAAUCGCCUCCCUCUUCCUCAACCCCUCCGCAACCGAACUCGUCUCCGCCGGCCACGACGCCGCCAUCCGCUUCUGGAGUCUCGAGAAACGCUCCUGCACACAGGAAGUCAAUACCCAUCGUCUCAUGCGCGGUGAGGGCGUUUGUGCCGUUGUUUGGAGCUUGGAUGGACGUUACGCGCAAAAUCAAAUGCUCGCAUAG